Carcharodon carcharias (great white shark) is the source of this 3846-nucleotide messenger RNA. Its product is annotated as cholinesterase-like. Gene Ontology annotation, cellular component: plasma membrane. Gene Ontology annotation, biological process: acetylcholine catabolic process; choline metabolic process. The transcript is spliced from 5 exons. The record is from RefSeq and is a predicted model, not a curated record. Gene Ontology annotation, molecular function: acetylcholinesterase activity. The coding region runs from base 276 to 2093 and encodes 605 amino acids. Lineage: Eukaryota; Metazoa; Chordata; Chondrichthyes; Lamniformes; Lamnidae.
GCGCGAGGAGGAGGGUGCUCGUGGGGCCGGCGCGCAUGUUUCGGCGGGUCCGCGCAGGAGCUGACGGCGGGUCCUCUCCUCACUUGACCGGGACCGAGCAGAGGGGAGCGGCGCUGUCAGGUCUGUGACAGGCAAUAAAAGCAGGAGUGUCUCCUCGUCAGCCGUGCUUGAUGCGGAGUGGUGCCCCUCAACCUAUAUAUAGCCUCUGCCUUCAGGUUGGCGACCUGUUCCUGGAAAAAUGAAUUAGGGAAAGAGACACCUGCAUACAAUCAAUCAUGAGACUCAAAAGGCAACCAAGCUUUUUAACAUGCCACAUAAUACUGCUGUGGCUUGUUCUGACUCUGCAGCCUCUCAGCAGUAUUCCAAGUGAAGAAGAGCUGGUGAUCACAACUAGUCAAGGAAAAGUAAAAGGAACUCCAUUAGACGUCCUUUCGGGUUCAGUCACUGCUUUCCUGGGUAUACCAUAUGCAGAACCACCUAUUGCUGAACUUCGAUUUAAGAAACCAGAACCCCGAAGACCCUGGUCUGGGCUGUGGAAUACAAACAAAUAUCCAAACACAUGUUAUCAAUAUACCAGCAACUCUUACUCUGGUUUCUCUUGGGAGGAAAUGUGGAAUCCUAACACAAAACUUAGUGAGGAUUGUCUGUAUGUUAACGUGUGGGUUCCAUCGCCAAGACCAAAUAGAGCAGAUGUUAUGGUAUGGAUUUUUGGUGGGGGCUUUGCUUCAGGAACCUCUUCCCUAGCAGUUUAUGAUGGAAGAUAUCUAUCUUACGUUGAAAAUAUAAUUGUAGUUUCUAUGAAUUACAGGUUAGGUGCUUUCGGUUUCCUAGCUUUGCCUGGGAGCCACGAUGUUCCUGGGAAUAUGGGAUUAUUUGACCAACGUUUAGCACUUAAGUGGGUUCAGGAUAAUAUAGCAGCAUUUGGAGGGAAUCCCAGAAGUGUGACCUUGUUUGGAGAGAGUGCUGGAGCAGUUUCAGUGCAUCUGCAUAUUCUUUCACCUAAAAGCCGUCCUCUGUUUACAAGAGCCAUAAUGCAAAGUGGUUCUUCCAAUGCUCCCUGGACUGUUUUACAAGCUGCUGAGGCAAAACGUAGGGCUAUGAUUUUGGCCAGACGCCUUGAAUGUCCUUACAGUAAUGAUACAGAGCUAGUGAAUUGUCUUCGUGAUAAGCAUCCUCAAGAAAUAGUUGACAAAAGUCAAGGAAUCUUAACCAAAAGUCUUUUGUCUGGAUGUGUUUAUUUACCUGUAGUUGAUGGGGAUUUUCUCACUGACCACCCUGAAGAAUUAAUUAAAAUGGGGAGCUUUAAAAAAAUCCAAAUCUUAGCAGGUGUGAACAAACAUGAGGGGAGCUACUUUUUGCUGUAUGGGGCUCCUGGCUUCAAGAAAGAUACAGAAAGUCUCAUUACUCGUGAAGAAUUCCUUCAGGGUGUAAGGAUGUCUUUUCCUGAAGCUGGUGAUAUUGGACUAGACGCUAUUGUUUUCCAAUAUACAGAUUGGACAGAUGAGAACAAUGCAACGAAGAAUCGUGAUGCUUUGGUUGAUGUGGCUGGAGACUGCAAUUUUAUAUGUCCACUGAUGGAUUUUGCUAAUAGUUUUGCUGAAUAUGGAAAUACUGCCUAUGUUUAUUUGUUUGACCAUCAUGCAUCUAAUGCAGAUUGGCCUGGGUGGAUGGGAGUUAUGCAUGGCUAUGAGAUUGAAUUUGUGUUUGGAAUUCCUCUUGGCCAGUGGCUCAAUUAUACUAUGGCAGAGCAAACACUCAGCAGAAACAUGAUGCACUACUGGGCAAAUUUUGCAAAAACUGGUAACCCAAAUGAACCCAAAAUGCAAGGAAUGAAGUGGCCUGAAUACACACAAUUAGAACAAAAGUAUAUAACUUUAAACACUGAUGCACCAAGAAUUUAUAUGAAGCACCGUGCUCAGCAGUGUGCCUUCUGGAAUCAGUUUCUUCCCAAACUCCUUCAGAGGACAGAGCACAUGGAUGAAACAGAACAACAGUGGAAGCAGGAAUUCCAUCGAUGGAACUCUUACAUGUUAGACUGGAAAAGUAAAUUCAAUGCUUAUAACAGCAGAAAAGAUAAUUGUACGAGUAUUUAGGCAAUAUAGUUUCCUCUGCAAAGUCAUUUGUACAGUUUAAAUGGCAUACUUACUAUGUGACAAAUAGAAAAGGCUCUAUUUGGCCUAAAUGUUUGCUAUCUCUUCAGUGGUAAAAUAGUCUUAAAAUAUUAACUCCCAAGUGCAAAAACAUGUUAUACGGUAUCUGUAUGGCAACUAAUAUUUCCACACUUAUAAGAUGCAUCAUAUGCAGGUGCCAAGCUAUUACUUCCAAGACCUCUGCAAAGACUUUGUUAUAUUUUGUCCAACACUUUGUUUUUUUCUCUAUCUCACUAAUUUCUCAAUCCAUCUCUCCUCCUCAUGCUUUGCUUUCCUUUUCCUCUAGUGAUUUUGUCCUCCUGCUUUUAUCCUAUUUCCUGUUUCCAUUUCACUUAGAAUGUACUUACUUCUCAGCUUGAAUCUUCCACCUCAUUUCUGUAACUCCAGCUGAUGUAGAACACAAUCUGUAUUACUGUUUCACCUGAAUCUGACCUGCCUUUUUAUCCCUAUACUUCUACAAAAUAAUCUAAAACAGGUAGAGCAAUCAAUAAAAUAUAAAAUUAUAAUUUACUGUCAAAAUAACGUUGAGACUAAUAGCAUUUGCUGUGAUAUGCACAAAUAGUACAGCAACUUCAGACAAUGGAGAACGCACAGUUAAAUGUGAAUAGCUCACCAUUGCAAAAUAUCGAUUGGGGUAUAAUUGCUGUACUUACAUAAGGUAUACAAAGUAAACUCGCUACAGAAAAUUAGAGUUGGUCUGAAGUGACUCAAGGAGCCUCUUUUGGAGCCAGUACAUUUCAUUAACUCUGUAUUAGCUGUCAAACAUUCUUUUAGCAUUCUGUUAAUUGUUAAUUACUGUCAAUGAACUUCUCUGGUGAAAAUUACUAUUAUAAAUGUGGAGUCUCAUUCCUUCAGAUUUUAACAACCAUUGGAUCUUUUAAAAAUGUGAAAUUUAAAGUGAUUUAUUUUACUCUUCCUUUCUAUCUCCCUUUCUCGCUGUCCAAUCUUUCUUUCCCUCACUUAAUUUCAUUUUCUGAUUUAAUGUUGAAUUCACCCAUUCUAUUUUAUACUUCUUACUCAGUCUUUGAGCUGUUAAUUUCUCAAAUUUCCCAUCCAAUUGGUUAAGGAGAUGCAUAGUUGCUAGUUUUGCUCAUGCUCAAGUCAUUCUCCAGGACUUGUUGGUUACAGAAGAAGCAUUGAUGAGAUGGUUCAACAGGUUGAUAAUCAGCUUACUAAUUGUUCCAACACUUCCUCACUAUUCACCAAAAGAAAAAAAAUGUGUUAAGAUGCAAAGCAAACAAACAAACUCUGAUCCAAGAUGUCUUGAAUCUUUCAUGGUGCCUUCAUCACCUUGCAUUUUAGCAACUUCUUUCACAAAAUAUCAUUGAAAUGCCUAACUAAUGGUAAAUACAGUUGGAUUCAAUAUAGCAAAUUAAUACCGCUAUAUGUUUGGAAGGACUUACCUUCCAUAUAUUAACUAAUGGAGUCUGAAAGUUAUGGAAAUAUAAAUCCCCAUAUGCAAAACUGCUAGUCUAUUUUGCAGUCUUAUGCAUUGUGGUAGUUUAUAUUUCCACAGUUUACUAAUUUGAAAUUGCUUUACAAUUUAUUUAUUGGUGAAGGACUGCUUCCCACCAUUAUAUUUUGCAUUUAUUAUAUGCUCAGCUGUUGUGCUGCACUUGUUAUCAACAGAUAUAUGAAAUUCAGGAAGGGGUCUUGUAUUUUAAGAAAGAGAAUAUUAAAUCUCCAUUAAUUGUAA